Molecule: messenger RNA, 4848 nt
Organism: Uloborus diversus
Lineage: Eukaryota; Metazoa; Arthropoda; Arachnida; Araneae; Uloboridae
Product: endoplasmic reticulum-Golgi intermediate compartment protein 1-like
Exons: 9
Coding region: 132-998 (288 amino acids)
Biological process (GO): retrograde vesicle-mediated transport, Golgi to endoplasmic reticulum; endoplasmic reticulum to Golgi vesicle-mediated transport
Cellular component (GO): COPII-coated ER to Golgi transport vesicle; endoplasmic reticulum; endoplasmic reticulum membrane
Source: RefSeq, a predicted model, not a curated record
AAUAUUUCUCUUCAGCAGACGAAAUUGUCAAAAUUUUUCUUUUAACUUUCUUAAAGAAUACAUUAUCGAAUCACAUCUUAUGUUUUGCAUUAAAAAUACAUUAGAUUAAAUAUUUCAUUAAUUUAAUAGAGAUGGCUUUCGACGUUAGGAGGUUUGAUAUUUAUAGAAAAAUUCCGAAAGACUUGACUCAACCCACGUUAACUGGAGCUGUAAUAUCUGUUUUUUGUUGCUGUUUUAUUGCCAUCCUGUUCCUUUCUGAAUUUUUAAAUUUCAUUACUGUUAGUGUGACCAGUGAACUGUUUGUAGAUAAUCCCGGUGAUAAUGACAAAAUUUUAGUCCAUCUGAACAUAACCCUGCCGAGGUUAUCUUGCUCAGUUUUAGGCUUAGACAUUCAAGAUGAAAUGGGACGACAUGAAGUUGGCUUUGUGGAAAAUAUUUUAAAAACUCCUUUGGGGCCAGAGGAACAAGGCUGUAGAUUUGAUGGCAGGUUUUAUAUUAAUAAAGUACCAGGAAAUUUUCAUGUUUCUACUCAUUCUGCAUCAGCUCAACCAGAUAACAUUGACAUGGCACAUAUUAUCCAUGAAGUCAGCUUUGGGACACAAGUGGCUGAUACUGUGAAAGGAAGCUUUAACCCUUUAAAAGAUACUGACAGAAGCAAUUCUAGGGAUAUUGAUUCACAUGACUACGUUAUGAAAAUUGUUCCUACAAUUUAUGAAAACCUCGAUGGUCUCAAAGUGCAAUCAUAUCAGUAUACAUCUGCUUACAAAAAUUCAGUCACUUUUAGUCAUACAGGACGAGUCAUGCCUGCUAUAUGGUUCCGCUACGAUUUAACUCCUAUAACUGUUAAAUAUAUUGAAACAAGGCAGCCUUUAUAUAGCUUUCUGACUACAGUUUGUGCGAUAGUUGGUGGAACAUUUACUGUGGCUGGAAUCAUAGACUCUUUGAUUUUCACUGCUUCUGGAAUUUUUAAGAAAUUUGAGCUGGGGAAACUCAGUUAAUUAGUAGCUAUUUUAUUAAUUUUUGGAAUCUCGAAUGCAAAAUGAUUGUAAGCAUAUUUGAUGGUAUGCUCUAUGAAGUUAAGUUCCAUUUUCCAGUUCUUCCUGUACCAGUAUUUUGUAUAGAAAAAACUAUUUUACAACUAUUUAAGUGAUUGCAUUUUGAAAUAUUUUUAUGUCUAUUUAUCAGAAAUUAUGUAAAAUUCAUAUUACUCAUGGCAUAUAGUCAGGGCUGCCGAGAGAGGGAGGGGGGGGGGCAGCAGGGGCAAAAUCUUCGGAGCUUGGCCCGAGAGGGGGCGCCUCCUCAGAAAUAAAAAAUUUUUUCAGAGUGUAUGCUGCUAACUGAACUUCUUUUUAGUGUUGGAAAAACAAAAACGUCUCCUAUUCAACUUGCUAGCCCAUUAUUCAACAUCUGAAUGUUCACUGCAUCAAGUGCUUGUGGACCAGUAGGGGGCUAUCUUGCAGAGACGUUUCUAUUAGGAAUUAAAACGAACUGUAGAAAGACCAGAAUGACAAACAGCACGCACUCCUUUCAUCGCACGCUUUCCUCCUUUUACCUGGGCCCAGAACACAGUCGGGUGGCAUCAAGGUAGGGGUUCCCAAACUUUGGGUCCCAAGCAUUUCUUAUGCGGUCGUGACAUUAUCCUUACAUUAAAAAAUAUAUCACUGCAUAGUUUAAAAAUGAAAAUACAUAGGGGAAAAUAACCUUCUAGAAUAGUAUCAAUACUUGAGCGCAGUGGCAAAUCCAGGCGAAAAGCUGUAGGAUUGCAGCACCCUCCCCCCCUUAUACCAGAGUACCUGAUCCCACAACAUCCUUUAAGAAAAUUUUUCAUUUUGGUUUCGGGACUUCCAUCCCUAUAAAUUUCCACGAAAGAGUUCGGAAUUCACCUCCCUCUAACAUCAUCUAAAAUUCCGUUUUUAGAACUUCAAUUUUGAAUAAUUUAUGUGAGAGAGUCUCUAAACCGCAGCCCUUAUCCUGAAAGAUGUUUUUCAACUGCAUUUUUAGGACUUAAUUUUGGGACUACUCCGGAAAGAGCCAAGAACCCCAUCCCAUCUCCUAACUUCAUCAAAAAUAGCCAAGAAAUGGGUUUUUAGGAUUUUAAAAUCAAAAAACAAUUUCACCCUCUUCACAUAAUUAAAGGACUUUUUUUGUUGUUGUUGUUUGGAGGGGUCCCGCAAGUCACUAUUUUGCCCCAGAGCCUGGGUUGAGCUCUCGGUGGCCCUGCAUAUAGUUUUACAUACUGAUUGUUCUACAAACUUGACUGUGAUUCAUUUAUAUUUCUAAAUGCUAAUCCUCUAUGACUAAGUACAUCUUUUUUCCUCCCUCUUAUUUUGUAAGAGAUCUCAGCGUGGAAAAGAAAAAAGAGAGAGGGGAAAAAAUUGAGCUAUUAGGUGCAUACUCAUUAGUUAUCUGAAGAUUAUGAAAUUUUAAUGAUUAUACAAAGUUUUGAUCAUUCAACCCAUUCAUCCCCUUUCAACUCAUUUAAAAUUUUUCUUAAAUGUUUUAAAGGUGCUUUAUUAUAAGCUUUUAUUUUUGUACUUGCUGAGCAAGACUAAUUUUUUUGUUUUCUUUGAAUAUGUAGCCUUAAUUUACAGAGGCUGUUCGCAUACUUUUUAAUGUGAAUUUGGUUGCAUGUAAAAAAAAAAAUCUGCUUAGAAAACUUAUUUUUCAUGUUUAUGAAAAAUUAUCUUAUUGCUACUGAAAUAUUUCAUUACUUUCAAAACUGUCUUAAAAGAACAAAUGGCCGGAAGACUAUAUUUUUGCACAUUGCAAAAAAAGGUAUUCAGUAAUUUAAAAAAAGAUGCCGAAGGUAUGGUUUUUCGAAGUAUCAAAAGUCAUUAAUGGUUAUACUGUAAAUAAGACCGAAAAAAAUGCAGGUUUUUGCAUAUUAAAUUCACAAAAGUGCAAAUGAUAAACAAUCACAAGUGCAUGAGUUAUUUAGAUUAUAUUUAUAAUAUGUAGGGGGGAAAAUACCUCUUUGCAUGCGUUGGUGUUCCAGAAUUACUCCAUCCCUUGGACAGAUCCUUGAUUGUAAUGAAUGAUCAAAACUUCAAUUCUUUUGCAUUUAUCAUAAAUUAAUAAUACAUAUUAUUUAGAAAGACACCGCACAUUCGUCUGCUGAAUUUGGUAAAUCUAACGUUGAAUUCAAUAGAUUUGUUGUGAGUGCUUUAUUUUUGUCCUGGAAUUGCCUCUUGUGAUUUUUGUCUCCUUUCAAGAACUCUUCUGUUUCUUGUAAGACAUUACUGUUACAGCAUUUAUACUAUAGGAAGGUAGUUCAGAAUAAAAGUAACUAGAAUCAUUAAAAUGCAAAUAUUUAAUGUAAUUUAUUUCUGUAAUGAUUAGACUAUGAAAAUUGUGUAAAAUAUUUGCGAACAUCCUUUGUAUAUGGUAAAAUUCAAAUGAUCACUGCAAAAAUAUUUCUUAUCUUUAUUUUAAAGUUUAAAAAUAAUGAAUUUGUUCAAACAAUUUUAAAGUUAUAUACCAAAUCCUUUUAACCACAAAAAAUAUUUUAAAUUUAAAAUUGUUGACUUUUUUCACGUUAAACUUGACAGGUAUUUUAAGAUAUGUAAAACUCUUUACAUAAUUUCAUUUCCAAUCCCAAAAAAUUCAUUUGCUGUGCAAAAGUAGACUCAUUAUACUUUUAAAAAAUCACUGUUAUACUCGUCCAUUUAGAUACUCUUUAUAUAUGCAUGUUUUGGACAAAUACUUGAUUUAAUCUUUCCUGAAUUAAUAUUAAUUUUACAAAGCAGUUAUGAAUCACUUGAAGAUAACUUGAUAUGAAAAAGGACUUACAAUGAACAUUGUUUUGCCACAAAGAACGAAUAAACAGCCCUUUUAGAAUAUCUCAUUGAUAUCAAGGGGAGUGCGCAACCUAACAGCAUACAAGUCGUAAAUAAGAAAUUUUAACCUUUUAUGACUAAUCGCUUUCGUGUUAUGCAAGGUUUAUUCAUAUGCACACACACACACAUACAUUCAAAAGUCAUUGAAAACUUUUUUAAAAAAUAGAUUCAGGGACAGUCAAAAUGCUUUUUUUUUUUUAGUCGUCUAUGACUUAUACACAGAAAUAAGUUUAGACAUCAUAAAAAAACUAAUCAAAAUGGAAUAAUUUUCAUGAAUAUUUUUUAUUAUACAAGGAAGCAAAAGGUGUAACUCCUUCUUUUGUCCGACUAAUAGGAAAUUUUAAUCACCAAGUAUUUUUCGGAUAAUCUGAGUUUUCAGGAAUCUCAGGUGGCGUAAACCCCAAUUACCUUGGAUUUUCAAGACUCUACUCUAUUGCAUUCUCUGUUCCCUUUUUUACCAUGAAAACAAAUUUUCAUUAAUUAAUAAUUUGUACCGUUGUAUUAACUAAUAUGUAUUAGUUUUGCAGGAGCAAAGCUAUAUUCAAUUUAAUAGAAUCUUUCCAAGAAAAUAAUAUACUAUUUUCAGCAUAUACAAAAGUACCAUUUUACAAUAUAAAAAUUCUGGAGGCAUCCCACUGAUGUUGUUUUAAACUGCUUUUUUGAUGGUAGAUCGAAAAUAUUUCGUUAUAUUCUUUGUUAGUAGUUUAUGCAUAAAGUCAAAAAGUGUUUAAAAAUUGAAAUUUUGUUAUGUUUCACAAAAAUUAUUACUGAAAUUUUUGUUGAGAAUAUUUGUUGAAAUAUGUUAGAACUUUUUAUCAUUUUGAGGGUUUUUUAUUGGAUUGAGGAGUUGUUUUUUACUGUUCUGUAAGGUUUAGGUUUAUAUGUUUGUGCGUUAUUUAUAUUGAAAGAGAGAUUAUUCUGUUUUUCUAUUUUGUGUAAUUAAAACCUAGCACUUUUCAAUUGUAUUUGUUUUCUGUAUAAAAAUAAAAGAAAUUACUAGUCAAAAAAAAAA